AUGUCAGUCGAAGAGUUGAAAAACACCGUUGCUAAAUUGCAAGAGAGAAUCCAACAAUUGGAAAAGAAAGUUGGUGUUACCCCAACCGCAGCAGCAUCCACAGAUUUCGCUAAACAAUUGAGAUUGGUCUUGAUUGGAGCUCCAGGUUCAGGUAAAGGCACUCAAUCGGCCGACUUGAAGGACAAAUUCUGUGCUUGUCAUUUGGCCACUGGUGACAUGUUGAGGUCACAAGUUAAGCAAGGAACCAAAUUGGGACUUGAAGCUAAAAAGAUUAUGGAUCAAGGUGGAUUGGUUAAUGAUGAAAUUAUGGUCAACAUGAUCAAAUCUGAAUUGGAGAACAACAAAUCGUGUUCCAAGGGUUUCAUCUUGGACGGGUUCCCAAGAACUAUUCCACAAGCUGAAAAAUUGGAUGCCAUGUUGAAUGAGAGGAAAACUCCCUUGGAAAAUGCCAUUGAAUUGAAAAUCGAUGAUGAAUUGUUGGUUGCUAGAAUCACUGGUAGAUUGGUCCAUCCAGCAAGUGGAAGAUCUUACCACAAGAUCUUCAACCCUCCAAAGAAGGAAAUGACCGAUGACCAAACUGGUGAGCCAUUGAUUCAAAGAUCGGAUGAUAAUGAAGAAGCUUUGAAAAAGAGAUUGGUCACUUACCAUCAACAAACUGAACCAAUUGUUGAGUACUACAAAAAAACUGGUAUCUGGCAAGGAAUCGAUGCUUCUCAGAAACCAGGCAAAGUUUGGAACGAUAUUUUGAAGUGUUUGGGUCAAUAA
This is a messenger RNA of Lodderomyces theae, 765 nucleotides long. It is a transcript of the gene ADK1, whose product is annotated as adenylate kinase. Lineage: Eukaryota; Fungi; Ascomycota; Pichiomycetes; Serinales; Debaryomycetaceae. The record is from RefSeq and is a predicted model, not a curated record. Gene Ontology annotation, cellular component: cytoplasm; mitochondrion. The coding region runs from base 1 to 765 and encodes 254 amino acids. Gene Ontology annotation, molecular function: ATP binding; AMP kinase activity. The transcript has a single exon. Gene Ontology annotation, biological process: ADP biosynthetic process.